Molecule: messenger RNA, 1124 nt
Organism: Nymphalis io (European peacock)
Lineage: Eukaryota; Metazoa; Arthropoda; Insecta; Lepidoptera; Nymphalidae
Exons: 2
Coding region: 198-1124 (308 amino acids)
Biological process (GO): regulation of transcription by RNA polymerase II
Cellular component (GO): transcription regulator complex; nucleus
Molecular function (GO): DNA binding
Source: RefSeq, a predicted model, not a curated record
GGCAGCCGUCGCCACCUGUCGACGGCAGCCGUCGCCACCUGUCGACGACAGUCGUCAACGCGUCGACGGCAGCAGUCAAUACUUCGACGGCUGCCGCCGACAGGUGGCGACGCUUGCAGUUGUAGCGUGUUACGUCCGCCAUUUUGUCAGUCGACGACAAAUAAACAAAGAGUGCGCAAGCGUCGUGCGUCUACAAAAUGAGCUCCGGAGACGAAAUUGAUGUCGAAUUGUUAAUUAUGGCAGUAAAAAAAAGGCUUUGUCUUUGGAAUUAUAAGCUACAAGACUACAGUAACAAGACAAUAAAAAACAGAGCAUGGGUAGCAGUGUGUGAGGAAAUUGUAAAUGAUUUUAAGGAUAAAUCCAUAAUUGAAAAAAACGCAAUCGGUAUACAGGUACAGUCUAAAUGGAAAACUUUAAGAGACGGCUUCACAAGAUAUUGCAGAACUUUGAAGAGAAAAAGUGGUUCCGCAGUGUCUAAAGCAAAACAGUAUACAUUCUAUGAUCAACUACUAUUUUUGAAAGAUGUUACCGAAGAUAAGGGUCAAAGUACUUCAAACUUUGAUGCUCCCUCUCAGACAAUUCUACCACCAACAACAACGCCAACGCCAAUGCCAAAACGACAACGGAUACGCCAAAGUGAUGGUGAUGAUGCUUUGAUUGAAAAAUUAACUAAGAAAUUAAAUUAUAAACUGGAUAAAGCUGAGAGAGACUUUUCUCCUCCUCCAGAUGAGGAUAAGUUAUUUCUGUUGUCCCUAGUAAGUGAUUUCAAAAACAUAACAGCAGAUUGGAAAUUAGACGCCAAAUUAGAAGUUAUGCAAGUAAUAAAACAUUACAAGUCUCUUUCAAUGCCUUCAACGAGUCAUUCUUCAUAUAACUACGCGGGUUAUUCCACCACAACACAUUCUGCAAGACCGGAAAGUCAAGUCACAACUAAUGAAAGCUUGUCGUCUCAGAAUUCCAUGCAAAACACAAUUCCUUCAACGAGUCAUUCUUCUCAUAACUAUUCGGCGUACUCCACUACAACACAUCCUGAAAGACCGAAAAGUCAACUCACAAAUAUUGAAAGCUUAUCCUCUGAGGAUUCUGUUUCAAAUACCAUAAUAACUGAACUCUUCUCAGAAUAA